Messenger RNA from Archocentrus centrarchus (flier cichlid), 3998 nucleotides. RefSeq names its product rubicon like autophagy enhancer (gene rubcnl). Gene Ontology annotation, molecular function: phosphatidylinositol phosphate binding. The record is from RefSeq and is a predicted model, not a curated record. Gene Ontology annotation, biological process: autophagosome-lysosome fusion; autophagosome-endosome fusion; autophagosome maturation. The coding region runs from base 47 to 2317 and encodes 756 amino acids. The transcript is spliced from 17 exons. Lineage: Eukaryota; Metazoa; Chordata; Actinopteri; Cichliformes; Cichlidae. Gene Ontology annotation, cellular component: intracellular membrane-bounded organelle; autophagosome membrane.
UUCGCGUCAGCCCCUCUCACAGGUUUCCUCUCUGUGCCGCUCACGGAUGGGAAGCCGCAGCACCAUGUCCUCCUCCCUCUGUAGAUCCAGGUACGUCAGCUGGUAUGUGGACACCGCAGAGUCACAAACACCUGGAACUGCAGAUCUGACAUCCACGGAAGAUCUUUGCUAUCAAAAGCAACAAUCAGCUGCUGUGGAUUCAACCCCACUGCUCCUUCUGUCACCAACAGAAACUGACAGAGGAGACGUUAGUGCAGCAUCUUCCCUUCAACACAAACAGUCAAAAGCCAAACAUCGCAAAGCUUUUAAAUGUUCCCGCCACUCCAAGUCAAACAGACUCAGUCAGAGCAGUGAAGGUGUGGAUGACGACAGCGACAGAGGCAGCAAAAGGAACUUGAGAACCCCAGAAUCUGACCUCCCGACAAAAGAGGAACUUUCUUUUUUGCAUCCAGAGGAUGAAAAUUUCCUCCUUCCCAGGAGCAGUCCGGUCAUCUCCAGACGCCACAGGCCCAUCUCCUGGCAUGGAGGGAUAAAUAAUGCAUCUGAUCCCAGCUCGGACCCCCCGUCGCCCACUUCUGGUUCACUGUCUCUGGGUCGGCAUGAGUGCCUGAAAUCUACCAGCGAGGCGGAUCUGAAAUCCAAACCAAGCUCCUGUCAGGCCUCAUCCCCCGUGCAGGAGGUUAAAAAGCAAAACUGUACCUCGAUGUCAUCAAACCUGAAGCACCUCCUGAUCCCCGGCCUUCACCUUCCCUACAGUGGACAGCAGGGAGUAGCUGAGGAGCACAAAAGGCGGAGCCAAAGUACCUGUGCUACCCCUCACACAGCAGGAGGCUCCACCUCAGCUCAGCAAAGCAAAAAAAGAAGUUGCAGUGAAAUCCCAGAAUCCUCUGCAGAGAUCUUCAGGACCAGCUGUGAGCUGGAAAAGGAAAACGCUCAUUUUAUUGUGGUGGACAUGGUGCUGGAGAUGCUGGAAAGUGCAAAGUGGACUUUGAGUUUAGAUCAGUGGCUUUCCACCAUGGACACACACCACGACACACACUGCCAGAUGUGCAGACACACAAGCUCCGCACAGGACAGUUCACCACACAAACAGACAUGCACAGCACAGCGAUGCGCAGGAGACUGCAGCACAGACGAUCCCGGACAACAGAGUAACAAGCGAAGACAUCCAGAUGAAGACGUGAAGACGGCACACAGAGACACACACUCGUAUGUGCAGGAUCAAGAGGAGAAAGCCAGGAAGGAUGCGGCUCAGCAUCAAAUAAAGACUCUGUCUAUGCUCUCCACUGACAGCGGCUUUGAAGACUGUGGAGCUGAUCAUACAUUUCCUCAGAGAGAGACUCUAAGAAAUGCUGAGCAGCUGGCCCAGCACCUCGUGUUGGAGUUCAAGAGGAGUUGGCUUCCUUCUAAUGAGCUUCAGCGUGGCCGGCAAAGCCUCCGUAGCUCGCUUCAGGAGUUGCCUGGUACAGGAGAAGUGGCGGAGAGCAGCAGCAGCCUGACAGAGGAGAUCAGACAGCGUACCAGGAUGAGAGGAUCCCUCAACUGGGCACCUCCACGCUUUCAGAUCAUCUUCACAGUCCAGCCCACACUCAGGCGAAGAGAGGUCGUGGCUUUGCAACACUUCCUGUGCGCAGGCUGUGGGACCGAGGUGGAGCCCAGGUACAUCAAGAAACUGCGGUACUGUGAGUACCUGGGCAGGUAUUUCUGUGACUGCUGUCACAGCAACUCUGAGGCUGUGAUUCCAGGUCGAGUUUUGUCCUGCUGGGAUUUUGGCAGGUACCCUGUGAGUGAUUUCUCCAAACAGCUGCUGGACUCGGUGUGGCAUCAGCCUCUGUUUGAUCUGACCUGUGUCGGUAAAACUCUGUACGGUAAAGUGAAGGAGCUGGACAGGUUUAGGGAGCUUCAGGAUCAGCUGCUGGGCAUCAAGAAGCUGUUGACAGCCUGCAGAUUAUCAGGAAGCGUGCUGACCGAGUUGGAGGAUUUUCCUGCUCACUUGAGGGAGCAGCCAAACCUGUUCUCCAUGGACGACCUCCAGAAGCUGAAGAAGGGUCAGCUGGCGGCACAGACCAAAGCGGUGCUGCACUCUGCCAUUGCUCAUGUUGAAAACUGUGAGCUGUGUCUCGCCCGAGGUUUCAUCUGUGAGUUUUGCAGAGAGAAAGACGUCGUCUUUCCUUUUCAGAGUGACAUCUGUAAACGCUGUCCAGUGUGCAAAGCCUGCUUCCACAAAAAGUGUUUUGUGGAGAAAAAGUGUCCAAAAUGCACACGGAUCCAGGCACGGAAAAACCACUGGGAUGGAUCCAUGAAGAGUAACACCUGAACAACAGCAGCCGCGUGUCAGCGGUUCAUUUAACACUUCCAGUAGUUUAGCUGCAUUCAUUUUUCUGUCACUUCACCUAAAAACACUUUUAAAAUGUCAGUGAGUUUCAGUUCUGUCCUCUUUGUGCUUAUCUGUCGAACACAAACCACACUGUUAAACUUGUGCAUUGCUUUGCAUUGCUUAAUAUUUCCUGUGGAAAUUAGAUUGAUAUGAGAUAUUGUACCUCAAGAAGCAAAAUACAGCACUUACAUGUUACACAACCAUUUUUUGUGGGCAGGUUUUGUGUGGGUUGUCUUGUGUGUGGUGUUUUCUAAUACUGAUGAUCAGUAAGUGAUGGCAGGAACAGCUGAAUGUUCAGUAGCCUGUUAGCAUGAUGUCUCUACGCAUACCUGCAUAGAGCCAAUGCAGCAGGUUUGUUUGGUUGUUUCUGUCCUGGAUCCAGUGUGCACAUUAUAACUGCAAUUACAACAAAAAUAAAAAUAAUGUACAUUUGUGAAAAGUUAAAGCCCACUUCACCAUUUUCCUCCAUGCAUCCAACCUGAAAUCAGAUGAUUGUAGCUCCUGAUCCUGCAGAUCACUGAUAAACACAAGUAAAGGCAUGAUUGUAACUGUAAUAUGAUUAUAGUAAUGCAUUCAAGCCAACAAUAGCUUAUAAGCUGUUCAUAUAAAAUCAAAAUUUGAAAGAUAGCUAGUACCAAUAGCUAUCAAAACUUUGCAGUGCAGUGCUUCCCUCUGAAAUGUAGUGGAGCACAUGUAUAAUGUGGCAGAACUGGAAAUAAGUAUAUUAGUAUACCGGGGUUAUUGCACUUUACCUUCCACCAGCUCUUGGCUAGACCUGAGUUUAUGAUAGGCAUCUUGAGCCCUCAACAUCGGCGCCCCAGAUUUAGACUGCCUUUAUAUUCAAACGCAUGUCCUUGCAGUACUUCAGUACUGGGAACAAAUGCUGGCCUGCAAAGUGUGGCUGCAAUUCUCAUUUAUCUACGUGUAAGCAGCACAACUCCUUUACUUCCAGAGACCCGCUCCCAAAGUUCCAUCAUCCUAACAGAUAUGCUAUGAAUUGUUCAGGUGAAUUAGCACUUUGCUAAAACUUCCUAUGAAGCCACAUCUUCACAGCGGUGAACUGAAAACUUGAAUUGUGCAGAAGCAGUUUUAGUGUUUUUUUUUUCUUUCUAGUCAUUUUCCUCUUUAUUUGCUGUGUCUGGCUCUGCUGAGUGUUAAGCGCCAAACCUAGUUUUUCUCUACAAUAUAAAGUAAUAUAUUGAGUUAUAUUUCAAUUAAACUUGAGUUUAAAGGAAUAACACUGAAUUCGGGGGGUAAUUUAAUCAGAAUCAGUGUAUCAGUGUGUAUUAACAUGUACGUCUUUUGUACAAUGAGAUGGAAUUUAGUUUUUUACAUUAUUAUAUCACGAGGAUACCGAGUGAGGAUCCAGUAUUAAAUAUCUCAUGAACCAUUUCCAUCGGCUUUUAUUGCCUCUUCUUUUGCCUUUAAUCCAGUGUCUUUGUUUUUCUUGUGUACAGUCUGAACCCUGAUAUAACAUGAAGAUUGUUGCAUCGAGUGUACUCAGCUUAUAAUUAUGUUUUUACUUUGUGUGAGGAAGGUUAUGAUUCUGUCUUCACAGAAAGGCAAACGGAGACAUUGUGGAGGAUUUAUUUUAAAAAUGUUCCUUCAUAAAAAAGUAACA